AUGCAGAUCUUCGAGUCCUGCCCCGGCGGGCCCGCUGCUGCAGAGCGGCUGCAGCUCGAGGCGCAGCUUCUCGCAGGCCUCCCUCCCUCGCCGCCUACCGACUCCCAACCCGCUUUUGACCCGCGAGUCACCCAUAACCAUGCUCUUGAUCUAAGAUGGCACCCUAUCAACCUGCAUUCAGGCUGUGCCGCGCCCACCAGCUCCCUAGAGCGCGAUUCCUCGACAAAAAUGCGCAUCUUCCUCCUGCCGAUAUCGACGCGUCGGACGCUCCUGUACGCGCACCGCUUGAAUUUUGUGACACCCUCGCAGCAAGCGAAGCAGUCAUUUCUGGAGAAAAUACAAUCCAAGGCUGCCAAAACAUGGGCGGGUUGGGAGCAGAAGGAGUCAGGAUGGCAAAAGACCGUUGUCGUCUACGGAAACCAAGCAUUGAAGAGGAUCCCGUAUGAGGAGUGGGCCUUGAAGUCUGUGCCGCCUCUCUCGACAAAGCGCAAGGACGAUGAGCUGCGGGGCGACGACAAAGUAGAGGUCGUGUACCCUCAGAAACUGGUGUCGGCCGACAAAGUUACUGAGGUCAUUCAUGCUCUGGGAACGGAGCGUGAGGCCUUGCAUCGGCGCAGGCUCAUCUGGUGCCUCAUCGGAAUGCCAAUUAGUGCUCCAUUUGCGCUGGUUCCAAUAAUCCCGAAUAUCCCUUUCUUCUACCUUGUGUACCGCGCCUGGUCACACUGGCGAGCCCUCGCCGGCGGAAAACAUCUGCAGUUCUUACUCCAGAAUAAACUCCUGCUCCAUAGUCCCUCUCCCAAGCUCGAUGAGGUCUACACCGAGCAAGAGCCUCCUUUACCGUCAACUCCUGAAUCCACAGCCAAACCGGGAGAACCAAAGAACACAAACCCAACGCUAUCCAAAGACGCCCAGCCGGAAGGUGGAGAAACGAUGUUGCUGUCCCAGGCCAAUGGGAAGAUAAUGACGCAGGCUUUGGACCUGCCUCAGCUCGAAAUCGAGCUCGAGCGAGCGAUAUGGCAGGUGGAAACUGCCAUCGAGAAGCAGAAUGCUGAACGCAGCACCUCGAAGGAGGACAAGCCGAAGUCGCAAUAA
Diaporthe amygdali is the source of this 1092-nucleotide messenger RNA. RefSeq lists its product as uncharacterized. The record is from RefSeq and is a predicted model, not a curated record. The transcript is spliced from 4 exons. Gene Ontology annotation, cellular component: mitochondrial inner membrane. NCBI's taxonomy places the organism in Eukaryota, Fungi, Ascomycota, Sordariomycetes, Diaporthales, Diaporthaceae. Gene Ontology annotation, biological process: potassium ion transport; proton transmembrane transport. Bases 1 to 1092 code for a protein of 363 amino acids.